CAACAACCGUUGCGCGCCAUUAUUGUGAAACGAGUGGAAAAAAGUGUUUGGUGUUGGUUAGCAAAUUAUUCAAAUUAGCAAAAGAAGGAUGGGGUCACAACGACAGAAAAAUGGAAAAACUCGGAAACGAAUAGAAAACUCCGAGAAUCAGAUACAAACUUCUGAACCUCGUGAAGCAAAGGCGAAUAAAAUUCGUUUCCAGAAAAACAAAAUAGCACUAAAGGAUUUGACCAACAAGUCAGUAAUUACACCAUUGAAAAACAUGGGCAAUACUACAGAUAAAGAAGAUGAUUCUGAUCAAAGGCAAUCAAUUAACCAACCAUUUGGUCGACAAACCAGAAGUAAAGUGAAAACCUUUGUUUCAUCAAGUCCCAUUGAUAACCACAAAAAACAAACAAAUUCAAAGAAUAAAAGCUUAUUGGAUUCUGUGACAAAGACAGAACAUUCUGUUGACAGCAAACAUAAUGAAGAAACAGUAAAUGUGGGAACAGAUUGGAGCAAUGGUGUGAAAUGUCUGAGGGCAACUCGACGAACGGUAAAAAAACCUACAAGUUUACCUGAGAAUCAGAACACUGCAACAGCAGGAGAUGUCAGUCAAACAAGUGGGAGCCCUGCUCAAACGUCCAUUCGACAGAUUCCCAUUAGCUCACCUAAUGUAUCAGAAACAGAUGACAUGGAUAAAACUGAGAAUCCCUCCAAAAAUGGGCUACCUCCAACAGAUGUUUCAGGUUUACACUCUAAUUCUGAUCUGGUAAAUACAGUACCCAGCUUCAGAAUGACACGAAAUAUGACGAAAUCACACAACACACCAACUUCUAACAAGUCUAACAACCCAAAAGAAGUCUCACCUAAAGCAUCUACAAAGUGUACAAAAUCUGAUACUGAAGAAACACUACCCUGUCAAACAAGAUCUCAAGCUCUACAGUCCUCUAUUUUGAAGAAUGGGAAAAGUCCUCAGUUAAAAAAGAAAGGGAUAUCCACGGCCUCCAAGCAGAAAAGGAAAACCGCAUUAGAAAAAUGGAUUGAACAGGCUGGUGAGGUAUCAGUACUUAAUGGUUCAUCUUCGUUAUCCGGACCCUGUCGAAAGUCUGCCCGCUUAUCCGUUUCAAAACUUUCGCCUGGGAAACUGACAUCUACGAAGAACGAGUCGAAAGUAAGCUCACCCUCACCUGCAACGAAGCGGACUUCGAAGGCAAAGAAAGUUCCCGUUUGGAGGACUGAGCCAAAACCAGAACUCCUACACUCGGCCGUCGAUGAUAUUUAUGGAGUUGAAUAUGAUUCAAGCGAAUGUAAACCAGCAAAGAAAAAAAGAACGAGGAAGCCAAAAAAGGAAAACGAUGUUUUCAAACCCAGCAAAGGCAUUGUGGCUCCUAAACAAACUAAACGGCCGUUAAGAACUGCUGCUGCUAAAACGGAAGAUGUACAGAAACCCGUCGUUACAUCAACAAAAGGGAUAAAGCCACCGAGCACCGAUAAAACCGCUGCAAAAAGUACGACACCACUGCUCAAAGCGGUUGCCGAAAAACUUAGCAAAAUGACUGAGCAAAUGGUUGUUGACGAACCGGAAAAAGAAGAGCGUCUUGAUGAUAUUAGUUAUAUUUAUCCCAUUGUCAAUCAAUCAACUAUUAUUGAUGAUGUCACGUUAACAGAAAAUGCGGAUGCCGAUCAUUCAGAGGAAAGGGACAAGACUACCGAAUCCGGUAUUCUAGCCGGAGAUUUCGAAGAAAGUCAACAGGUCAUACAAUCCCAUCCUGACCAAGUGGAAGCCGCAAUGGAAAACCUUUUUGGAUUUGAAGAUCCAGAAACUUAUCCUCCGGUUUCUACUGUGGAUAAAGUGGUUGAAAAGCAGCUCGUCAAGUCAACGCCGAUCAAGCAACAAACGAUCGCAGAAUGCUUUGCGUCUGUGUCGCCAGUCCGUAAAGUUACAAAAGCAACUAGAAAAUCAGCCAAUCGGCCAGCCAGACUCGAUGAGGAUGUAGCACGUGAUUUAAUACGGGGUAUUAGACCUCUUCAACCGGCUAUGGAUAAACAAAAGCACCCUUCUUUGAAACAGUACAUAAAAGAUGUUGCGGAAAUCGAUGAUGAUGAGGAGACUAAUGUCCGAAACAGUGAAGUCCCUCCUACUCCACCAACUGUUUUCUCACAACCUCCUCGGCGAUCAUACUCGAGGCGUGAAUUGCGAAGAGUCAAACGAACAAUACUAACAGUGGACGAUGACGACGAUUUUGAGCCUAGUGACGAAGAAGUUUCUUCUAAGAAGGCGAAAAAGCGAGGCGGCGGCAAGACCAUCCAUAAGAAGAACAAACGUGAUGAAGAAGAGGAACAAUGGUGUAAGGUGAUGAAUUCUCAUUUUGAAGAUAUCGAGAAGUUUAAUUUAUCGAGUUAAUUUUUUAAUGUCCCUACGUUUAUUUUGUAAGAACGUUCUGAAUAUUUCACUUGUUUAUUUCUUUUUCCUCAUUAAAAAAUCGUAUUCUCUUUUUUCACUCAAAUAAAACACAG
This is a messenger RNA of Daphnia carinata, 2499 nucleotides long. Its product is annotated as microtubule-associated protein futsch-like. NCBI's taxonomy places the organism in Eukaryota, Metazoa, Arthropoda, Branchiopoda, Diplostraca, Daphniidae. The record is from RefSeq and is a predicted model, not a curated record. The coding region runs from base 89 to 2386 and encodes 765 amino acids. The transcript is spliced from 3 exons.